AUGGCGGCGUCUUCCAGCGGGAACAGUUUACCGCUUGUUUUACGAAUUACAUACGAUGAACUGGUCGCUUAUGCGGAUGAGUUAGAAAAGAAGAAAGAUAAAAAACAAUCUAAAAAGAAAAGCCACGAAAAGAGUAAAGAAAAGGGGCUGAAAUCAGAGAAAGAAGUUGACAAGAACGGUUCUUCUGACGUUAGCGGAAAGUAUUCCCCGAAGAAAACUGAACAAAGAGAAGAAUGCGAUACUAUUAACGUAAGCAAGCGUGAUAAACAAAAAAGUAAAGAUGUUUCAAAGAAAGAUGCAAAGAAGGAUAAAAGGAAUUCAAAAGAGUCGAAACCAAAGCGAAAAUCAUCUGUCGAAAAGGAGGAUAGCGCGGUCCGGGACAAUGGUAUUACUACCGACGACAACAAAAAGGCUAGUGGGUCUAAACAAAAAGAUACUAGAAAUCGUGGAAGUGUAUCCAGGAAAGAGGUAUCAGACGAUGAUGGUGAAAAAGAGUGCAAUGAUUAUGAACUUGAACUGAGAGCUAGAACUGGUGGGGUUUUGAAACUUUCAAAUUCAAAAUCCCCUGAUGAAGGUUUAGAGGGAUCACUUAAGGAUGAUGUGAAACAUUGUCAACCAAGAGGAAUAAUCAAAUUACCUGAGGGGCUUGAUUUAACGGAGAAAGAUGAAGAAAAAGAGAUUCGGCAAAGUCAUAGUAGUCCUAAAAAGAGAAGUGUGAGUGAAAGUAGAGGGUUUUUUGACUCCGUUCACUCAAAUGAUACUCCUUCACAAAGACAAGAAGUUAAGUGCAGUGAUGGAAAUGACUCUGAAUUUCAUGCAAAUGAAAGGAAAACUGGAAACAGUAUAGCACAAGAAAAUGUUUAUACGCCUGAAGGUCAAAGUAUUAAACGUUUUGCUGAGUAUCACAAUGGGGAAAAUGCCAUAGUAGCACCAGAGCCAAACAGCAGUGCUAAAGUUGAGAAAAAGGUUAAAUCCUUACAUCUUCAAAGAGCUCAGAAACUUCUGAAAUUAGUGGCCCAAAGAGAGACAUCACUAAGCAAUUUACUGUCUCGAGAGAUUCUUGAUAAGGCAGCUUUUGAAAAAAUUAAUUCCAUCAGUAAAGAAAUCCAGGAUGCCUACAAAGGUGUCAUGAUGCUUGAUCUUUCCUUUGCAAUUCAGCAAGAAGUUGAUCAGAACCUUUGGAGAAAUGGAUUUUACAAAGUGAUUGAAACACUAAGGAAGUAUGGAAAGCUUUUUCUGGGUUAUGCAGAUAAAACAGAAAUGCUCUCUCCUGAAGAAAUAAAUAACUGCUUGAAGGAGUUCCUUGCAAAUGCUGAAACAUUUUACAAAAACAUUUUGGAGUUACUUCAGAAGGAUCACGAGUUUUCAGUUCAGGAUGUGGUUAGUCAACCAAGAAAAGCAGAAAAACUCGGGAAAAAGGUGAGAAACUAUACACUGUAGGGCUGCAAAUAACAGUCAGUCAUUGGACAUUGACUGACCAAAAUUGCUAGUGUCCAAGGAAAUCCCACCUGUGUUCGGACAUUAUGUCCAGAUAAUUUUUUCAUUGUAAAUCAUUUUAUGGUAAGGAAGAAUAAAAGUCCACCUUGAGUAAAUCUUACUUUGUGUUAGGACGACCUCAAAAUCAUGAGAUAACAUUGACUUGGAUAAUGAAGUUUUCUUUUACAUUAGUGUAGCAUGUCCUCUGUUUUACCCGAUAUAAAAUUCAACCUUUUUUGGUGAUGUCCGACCAACCAAGCUGGUGUCUUAGUAAGACAUAUGUCCUUUCAAGAGAAAAAAAUUAUUUGCAGCCCUGUACUGGGCUAUCAUUAACGGUUGCAACCUACAUGUAUAACAACUGUUAAGACUGAUCCAUCUCUAUUGCAUAUCACAGUAGAUUGUACUGUCCAGCCAAAGAAGAGUUGAAAACACAAUUGACAUGGAACAAUAUAAAUUAUUAUAUGUUACAGGUCAAAAUUAAACUCAGGUAAUUUUUUUUAUCUAGGUUGAUUCUCAAUUUUGUUUGUCUCCUAGCCCUAAUUAUUCAUGAGUUAGGGCUAGUAGACACACUGUACAUGUAAAGGAAAUUAAGAAUCAAACUGGGUUUUCAAGCAGAAUAACAUUUUGACCUGUAACAUAUGGUUUUGUACCCAGUUGCAGGGCUAGAAAAAUCUUGGAUUCCAGCUUGUCCUUUGGACAAGCAGCUCGUACAUUUUGCUUGCCUGAGACCACUUCUUGCUUGUCUUUGUUAAUGAUUUAGUUGAUAGGUGACUUCCCUAGACCCUUACCCACUGGGCAAGUGAGCUUAAAGUACAGUGUAUUAGAACUGCUACAAAGUUAAACAUUGAUCAGGCUUACAUGCACAAAAUCGAUUAUUUGAAAAUGUGCUAUCAAACCGAACACAAAUUCCAAAAAAGUGGAGCAUUUUAUUUCAGUGAAAAUGAAUGGCCAAAUUUGAUUUCUUUUAUCCUUUGAAAUAUUGAUAAUUACAGGGUUGCAAAAUGAAAGGUGGGUGCUGCGUACUUAAGAACAGAGCUUAUACAAGCAGUGUAAAAAGUGGACAUAUCUUGCCGAGGAACUCUUGAUCUCUUUAACUGCACUAAAGAAUACAGACGCUUGGACGCUUUAAAUCCUUAUUUUAUUUGUCUUUGUUUAUAAAAUACCACCACUGUAACUGUCAUUAUGAAUUUACAGUGAAAAUUGACAUUAUUGUAUCGGACUGCAGUGCUUGGUCUUUCAUACUUUGAAAAUUUGCUAUUGAAAAUGAUUUCCAAUAUGUAUGUUAACCUUAUAGGCUAAACUUGCACUCUUAAGUGCACACCACAUCUUAAUCUGUCUCGGAGACAUUGAGAGGUAUCAAGGCCAAUUUCACAACAGCCAGAACUGGGCAUCUAUCAGGUCAUGGUAUUUAAAAGCUAGCAAACUGGCACCCAAGAAUGGAAAGCCCUACAACCAGCUGGGAGUCAUUGCAGUGCUUGCCAACCGUAAACUGGACUCUGUGUAUUUCUACAUACGGAGUCUCUCAGUAAGCAAUCCUAUCCUGACAGCUAGAGAAAAACUGAUCUCUAUUUUCUAUGACAUCCAGAAAAAGGUAAUCUUUAUUAUUUAUUGAUCUUAUUGCAAUUUUGUCUACAUGUGCAGUUAUAAUGUUAAGUUAUUUUUUUCUGAAAUAAUGAGUAUAUUUAAAUGAAUUUCGUAUAAUUAGUGAAACUGGAGGAUGAAGAAAUAGAUGCGGAGAUGAUAAUCACAGUUUAAUACACAAUUUGCCCAAUUGGCUUGUUAGCUUAAUAAUGGUUAGAGCACUGCGCCAGUAUUGUACAGGUCAGGGUUCGAAUCCCGGCAAGCCUGACUUUUUUCAGGCUUUCUUUUCACAACUGUAUAAGUUGCAUCUUUAACUGUGAUGAACAUCUCUGCUUUAAGUUGUUCUUUUAUGGUCAGAAAACUACACAGGGAUUUCAAUAGAAACUGAAGGACAGUGUAGCCAACAGGUUUGAAUAGAGUAACCGGCUGUAUCAACAUGGAGCUGUGGGUUUCCCAUUUUCUAGGGGUCUGGGGGCAAGCUUCCUUUGAAGAUGGAUGUUGAAAUUUCAAAGCCAUUAAGUGUGAUUUCAAUUGUUCUGGGGACUAAAUUGAGUACAAUUGAGUGCAUUCAAGAUCCAAUGGUAACAUGUACCAAAAAGCUAAGCAUAAGGUGUUUGGGGCAUAGUCUUUUGCAAAUGUUUUUUGUAGUACACCUUUAAGAUGUCUUAUCAGUUUUAGUAAAGAUAGCGCAUAAGUUAUAUUGUUAAAUACCUUUGUGUUAUGUCAUUGUGCAGGCAGACAGACUUCAAAGAGCUGAGGAUGAAAAGAAAUUUUUGGCAGACCGAAAAAGCCAUCAGAUGAAAGAUAGAGGUCAUUCUGGGCGUGGCAAAGAACGAUCUGUUUUUGGGGAAGUAGCCAAAGGUGUUGGGCUCAUCACAGCUGAGCACCAAGCUAAUCAUGGAAGGUAACUACUGGAGACAGCCACUUGAUACACAGUUUACAUCCAUUGUAAUUAAUGGAUUGAGGUCUUAGUUUCAUGCCUUGGAGGUGUUUGUUGAUAUAAACGUUAAAAAACAUUACGUCAGCUGAAGUUGCUCCUGUAACUAGAAGUGGUUGACCACUGUUUGUGCUUUUCGUGCGGUGUAACAUCCAAUACUAUGAUACUGGUUGUCAUUAAGGGUUAGGGAUCAGAAAUUUAAGCAGCACCGGCCUUACUUAUUCAUCAAUGACUUGGCAAUGACUUUCUUUUCCCUUUCAGUGAAGAGGAAAUUUUUAUUUUUCUCACCAAACCUACAUGUAUAUUCUUAGCUUCAUGGAUUUCUUAGGAUUCUUAUCGGCCUGUACUAAUUUUCUUAGAGCACUAACCUGCGGCCCCAUGAUUGUUCCUGAGAAAUGAAUUUGUUUUUGUUUUGUUUGUUGUUGUUGUUUUUUUUUUCUCGGCUUAUUAGCAACUUUUUGCCAAAGGUCUAACCAACCUCAUCAAACCCAAGAUUAAAUAAAGCUUCAUUCAUUUAUUCAUGACUGUAAGUUAAUAAUAUUUGAUUCAUGCGAUAAAACUUUACAGGCACGAAGUAUGGAUCUUUGUUCUGAAUGGAGCCUACAGAAGAGUUAUUCUCACAGAACUUGAUAAAGUAGAAGAGGUUAAUUCAGCUGGUGAACCAAUAACAGAAGCCAGCAAUAGCAAACCUGAGCCAAUUCAGGAGGCACCAAAGAUUUCUCUACAAGAGGUACUUUCUUGGCUUACUCAUUGUUUGUUAUACAAUCUAAGGGAGUUCUUGAAAGACAUUUUGGUGCUUAAAAGUGCAUUGUUUUUAUUCUUCUUUUCACCUUGUACUUGUAGGUGAACAAGAAAUUCAUGCUUCACUUCCUUUGUGCUCAUGGAUUGUUGUAUUCAAGAACUGGGUAAGACACUGAGUUAACCUUAAAGACUCGUUUAUCAGCAUGCAUAUUCUCCAUAUUGUUCAAUAGGCAUUACCUACUGCAUGUUGAGGAGAAUUUGUUUAACGAUCACAACCUUUUUUAUUAGUUGGUCGUUUCCUUUAUUCUCACGACUGUUAUACGUACAUGUUUAGUUAAGUAGUAGUAUUUUAAGGAGAAAUUACACUGUACAUGUGCAGAUGCUGGUCAUUUGCGCUGUAAUUAGCGAUAAAAGAGUUUACUUGGCAUAACAUGAGGUUUGUUUUCAUGAAAUGUAGUUCUUACGCUUUAUUUUUCUGUUCUUGUUAUAGAAAUGUUGUUUUUCAUUAAUGAAUAAUGGUAAUAGGACUGAAUGGAGUCCAAUUCGGUCUGAAUUUAACAAAAUCAGACAACUGCAUAGCAGGAGGCCGAUUUGGAUGACACGAAGUUCUGUUACCAAUUAAUCAUAACUAUAACAAAAUAUGUGAUAUUUUAGGCUUUUUUCAAUUAAAACACAAGAAAUUCCAAGAGUUUUUUUUCCGCUGGCAGUGAAAAAAAGCCAUUGGAGUGCACGCUUGCUAAGGCAUGAAAUCAGGACAGUUGAUAGCCAAUCAGAUUUGAGAAUUUUUUCAUAGUUAUGAUUAAAUACAGUAAUUGUAUUUCCUCAAACAUAGCACAUAUUCUCUAAAAAGCAUAGCCCAGUCCCUUGGUCAAACAACCAAAAGUAGCCUCUUCCCUGCUAUCAGUUUUUUUCAUAUUAGGGAUAUCAUAAGGAACUCCCACUUUCGUUUCCCACUUUGAUGUUAUUUUUUCAAACUUAAGUCCAAAUUCUGCCCCCCAAACCCCCCCCCCUCAAUUAAGUGCCUUCCUUCAAUUAGAAGCCAUCAUUCUUGGCUGAAAUUUUGAAAUUGUGUCUGGGAGCUUAUCCUUGAGGAAUAAAAAAAUAUUUGUCUAUUACUUAAUGACAGUAUAGAGAGAUUACCUACAUUGCAAUACCAGCUCAUUGGUGAGUUUGACACUCUGUUGGAGUAUCCUACAUCUUCAGCAAUCAGCAGAUCCAAUUUGCUUCAGAUGAUGGCCAUCAACAUAUUUGCCAUUACCAACACUGCAGCGGAAGGUAUGGUUUUGUGCACCGCUCUCUCUCCAUCAGUCACAUGAUUGUGUCUCAGUUCAAAAUGACAUUUAAGUAAAAAGUUUUUAAAUCUACACAGUGUAGUUUGAUUCUAGGGUAGGGGGAAGUAUUUAAAGAUUGAAACUAAGUAUGUAUGAACCUUAACUGGAAUUUUCCAGUAUUGAGAAGAGGUUCAAACCAAUAAACUCUGUGUGUGGGAGGGAGGGAGGAGUUAAUUUGUGGGGGGAGAGGGAGUCAAUUGAUAUAAUUAUUUUUCUGAAACAUCACAUCUUACUUUGAAGGAUUGAAUUAAUCUUGCACUAAUAACAAUUGGUCAAAUUGUUGUUGAAAUGAGCUUUAAAUUUUCUUACCUUGGAGACCUCUGUACUUCUUUGCUAUGUGGAAUCAUAGAUGUAACUCUCUUUUGCUUUAUUUGUAGAUUCCACAGAACCCUAUGUGAGAGUGGGUACACCUCAGGAUCAAGCCCUUAAUCUUGCCACAGAAAUGUUCAUCUCAUUACUGAAGAGCUGCUGCACUCUGUUACAGAGUAUUGACUUUGAAGCGAGAAAUACCCAAGAUGGUCUCAGUGUGCCACUUAGACAAUUCCUGCCUGCUGUCAAGGUUUUUGCUGACUGGAUGGCAUGCCAUGCUGAUCUAUGGCAAGCAUCAUCCAUAAGGUUACUAGCACUGCUUAAUAUUUGUUUUAAGGUUAAUUUGUUCCAUGUUACAUGAAAGUUUAUCUGAGGAGCAAGGAUAGCAAAGAGGAAGGGUCACUAAUAUGGCUAGAUUUACAUCCCAGGGGUGAUGCUACAUGAAUACAUUGAUGUGGACUGAGUUUGUUGUUUCUCUGCAACAACCGCAGUUUUCCCCUCUCCUCAAAAACCAAGACUUCCAAAUUUCGAAUUGAAGGGGUACAUGUACGUGGACUAAAGCCCUAAGUCACUUCUUAUCUAUUACCAAAUUCUUCUUCUGAUUAUCAAGCAUAUACAAAGUACUGUGGAAGGAGAAUAAAGCAUUUUAUCAGAAGUCAGUUACAAUGAAGGGCUUUAUUCCAGGCAUAUCCCUUUAAUAAUAUUGAUCUCAAAUUUUGUACAUGAGGAUGUUUUAAAAUGAGUUGUUAAGAACCACUAACUAUUCUUUUGAAUUGACUGAGAUUUUGUAAUGGUGAUAAUAAUAAUAAUAAUACACUUUAUUUAAAGACGGUAGCACGGAAUAGUUACAGAAACUCGUAAACUUGUGGCCCUCUAUCUAAGUUUAAAUUGCAAAAAACAUAAGAUUCCAGAUAUACAAAGUCUAAGUACAAAAUAAAUAAAACUAAGGCAAUAUAGAAGUUCUACAUCAAUAUGAACGAGUAUAAGAACUAACGAUAUGGCUAGUGAAAUAUAUGCAAGAAUAUGAUUAAACUAUGAAAUGGUGUCAAGGCUGCUGCCUAAGAAAAAUUUUAGGGAGCCCUUCGGGCUCCUAAAGUUUAAAGUUAGGAGCCCGAGCCACAUUGUUAGGAGCCCAGUUUGAAAUCCAUGUAUUGUUUUUCCAAGAUCAUUACAUAGGUUAUAGAGGUUCUUGCACACUUUAAUAAGAAUUCGCCGGGCCUAAUAAAUAACACGUAAACAAGAAUUAACCGAAUUAUUUACUUUCAUUUAUUAAUUUAUUCAAUUAACUUCCACAUCUGUUGUGUUCAAUGUGACCUAGAAGAGCCUUCAAAGAAUUUUCUAAAAUGUAACAAUUAAACUGCUUCUUACCUUUCUUAUACACAUUCAUGAGCCGGAAAAAUAUUUGAGGGGCUUAAUUUGCGUGUAAAAGGAAUUUUCACAAUUUUCACAAUAAAAGAAUAACAUAACAGUAGGUAAUUUCAACUCAGAAUUAUUUACUUGACUUUCACAUUUGUUCAGUAACAGUUGUGUUCCACAUGACAACUUAACUAGUCUUCAAAAACUUUCUAAAGUAGACCAAUCCUCUCCUUACCUUUUUAUACAUGAACAGGAAAAACAGAACAGAACAUCAAGUGCCUUAUGUAAACCUUAGCCUGGAUGGAUCUCAUUAAAUGAAGUGCUAAACAUUUGAGGAAUCAUUUAAAUUGAAUAACAUUUUCCUAUCUGAUUCUGUGCUAUAAAAGAAUUUUAUGUCAAUGUAACUACAUUGUAAAUUCAAAAGAUCAUUUUUUUAAGUCUUAUAAGUUCUCCAAAACAGCUCGGAGUUGUCCAAAACAGCUCCAUUUUAGAAGAGCUUAAUUAGCCCCUCAAAUAGUACUGUAUUUUACUCAAGGAAAAACUCCCAAUUUUGGGUCCAAAACAGAUCCUUUGAAUUCACAGUGUAGUUUACAAUUAAAUCACAGCAUUGAGCAAUGUUCAUCAGUCUUUUGGUUUUGUCCCCUUAAGAGAACUCCAGGUUCUAGCCUCUGGAUGUUUGUCCACCCAGUGCUUGCUCGAUAAAAAUUUUCUCAAAACUCGGGGUGCGUCUUAUAACCGAGUAUUUUCCCGCAACAAAAUUUAACUUUGCCAAAUUUCCUUAUAAUUAAUGUUCAACUAAGAUGAGAAUGAAUAAACAAGACAUUCAUCGUUGCAUGGUCAUCUUGAAGGUAAAUUCCUGGUUUGGUUAUGGAAAAGAGAGAUUCUCCAUCUGAGCCGUCAGAACUGGUUACCUAGCACGUGAUCAAAAUCUGCCCCGAUCAAAUUUCCUUCCACGACAAAAAUAGCCGUGUCACGAAAAUGAUAUUUGUUACAUUUCAAGCGCUACUGUCUUAAACUUUCUGCACUUUUCUGUGAGCAUGUUCCAGAACCAAACUCAACAUCAGUGUAUCGAAGCUGUAGAAACUGUACGCGAAAAGAAGCCGUUUUAUUAUAAGUGAAAUAUCAAGCUUACAGUAUCUUUGAUCUCAAAACAAACGCGGUUCAAAUUUCAUUAGUCAAAGAAAAUUUGCAUGAAUUUGCGAGGCAAUCACAGACAGCUACCUAGCUGAUCUGCUAUUUCGUUUAGAAGGUCAAGAAUGUCAAGUUGUCACUACGGAUUAAAUAAAACCGCAUUGAAUAUAGGUCAAAUGAAGGCACAGCAUCUUCGGUUGUGUUUUAAAAGCGGGAAAUAUAUUUUAUUGUUUUGAAAGAGACAGUUUCCAAAUCGUUAUCUAUAUUAAUAUAAAUGUUCACAUACGGAGUCGUAAGAAAUAAACAUUGCUUACCUGUUGCGAGAAUUCCAUUGUAGUCACUGGGCUUAAGACAAAUUGCUGAAACCUUUGUCGAUUUUAGCGAGAAAAGAAGAACCUUUGCCGAUUUUAGCGGGAAAAGCAGAACCUUUGCCGAUUUUAGCGGGAAAGGGCGCUAACACGUGCAGCAAGGCAGAAAUACAACCAACACAAAGUUGAUCAUUACUUUAAUUUCUUUAUUCAAGGUAAAGACAUCACAUUACAAAUAUGAAAUAUCAUACUGCGUUCUCUGGCGUGUUGUUUUUAAAGUCUCUUGAAAAUGCUGAUACGUUGCAAACUGGUACAUGAAAUCGAACAUCAAGCACGUCCAGUCGAUAGCACGCAAGAUAGCUUCCCAUUCUCGCCACAAAAAGUUAUCAAAUCGACGAAAACCCAAGCAAACGAUGAACUGCACGAAUGUCAACAUAGGCAACAAACAGCCCAUAAUUUUGCUAUUCCAUAUUUGGAAGUCAAAUCUCAGACCCAGUCUUCAACUGCCAUCCGGACUCGGAAACGAUGGCUUCGUUCGUUUCGACAAAGCUUCACAGUUGAACACGUUAGGUUUACAUAAUUUACGGUUUAUUUGUGGAAAUUUUAUACUGCCUAAUCGCAUCAUCGCUAACCAUAUCAACAGUUCCACUGUUUAAAGUCCUACUCCAGCUAAAGGAAUAUAAUGUACAAGGAGGUUAAGUCUAAUGCCGUGUGUUAAGUCAGGCGCCCGCGCGGGCUCCUUGUACCGAAAUUUGGUCGCCCAUGCUCUUACCUUGGGCGCCUCUGGCGACCGGGCGCCCGUUAGGCAGCAGCCUUGGGUGUCAUUAAAAUUAAUUGGGUUGACCCAACCAAUUAACCACCAAGACAAAUUGUAGUUAUUAUUACUGGAAAGUUUGGUUUAUCUUUCACUUAGUGCAAGUCAAUGUAAUAUACAAUUUAAGUUCUGACUAUGGACCAUUUUAAAAUUCUGCACAGCCAUUGUGUUGUGGUUUAGAACAUGGCAAACAUUCAAACUUUUAUCAGAAAAGGGAUAUCAAUGGACUAUAGCUACAUUAUGAGUCCAUUAGAGAGAAAACACAUAAUUUGAUUUUUUUUUUUUAACAAUAAUAAUGUUUUAUUUUCUCUGCAAUAAUCAAUCAAACAUUUUCCAUUAUCAAUAAAUAUUAUUAUCACAUUACUCAAGGUUUAUGAUCAAUGAUCAGCACACCACAACUUCUAAGUGUUAAUUACAUUUACAUGUCUGUAGUUAUAAAUUCGUCUUGAUUCUUACUCUUUGGGUAGAUACAGAUGUAUAAGGCAUCAAGGGGUUAUAUGACUGCUUCUCCAUAAGUUAUGUUUAUGCUUUCUGUAAGAUUCCUCAAGGGAUUUUGCUGGGAAGUGGUCAGGAGUGUACAAAAUGACGUCCCACUCAUGUACAUUAAGGUUACUCAUUCUAGAAACUAUUUCUGUUACAUUAACAUAAUUUAUAUACAUUUACUUUCAGCACACAUAGAAUUCUCUGGGAAUCAGUGAGUCAGUUCACAAAUGCUCUCUCUUAUGUGGAUAUUGAUAAUCUUCACCAGGAAGAUGGUAAGUCCAAUGAAUUUCUUCUCUUAUAGUUAUUGCAACUGUAUCUAAUUAUCUUGUAGUUCGGUUUUUCCUUGGUUUAAAUUCUAUUUUUGUUUGCUUCAAGCUCGUCAUCAAAUGAGCACAAUGUACCGUAAAAUUCUGAAAAUAAGCCCCGGGGCUUAUAUUUUUCAAAGGCCUUUUUCUAGCGGCUUAUUUUUGGAGGGGCUCAUAUUUGGAAGGGUUAUCUACGGAGGGAAAUUUGUGUUUCAAAAUCGAUUUGGCUAGCCUUAUAGUUGAAAGGAAUUGACCGUUUUUGCUUUGUCGUACUUUGUAUUUGAGGGCCAUUUCCAAAUACAAGCCCCCAGAGGAGGGGUGAUUUAACGGAGCUUUUUUGCGUUCUGAGUUUGGGGAGCUUACAUUUGGAGGGGGUUAUACAUGAAGGGGCUUAUUUUCGGAAUUUUACGGUACUGUACAUUACCAUGCCCACACACAAAGAGAAAUAAAUACAAUAAAAAAUUGUCAUGUAGAUUAAGUUUCACCAAGGAAAAUAAUAUUUAUCCAGCCAGAACAUGAUACUGACAACAUUUACUAUUAUUCUGUACAGUGUUCUAUCAAAUGAAAAGUCUGCUCCUGCUUAUAGGUUCUGUAGUAUGGCCAAAUGCGAGGGCACAUUCAAAAAGUGUUCCUCUUUGAGGGUCUACUUACAAUAUACAGUAUCUUUUCUUUCCUCUAAGGAACUGAAUAGGAAACUUUGGGAGAUGACACACAUUCACAUAACAAAAAAACUCUGCAAAAAUGGAUGUAGAUCGCAUGUUAUGAUAAUUAUAUAAUUGUAACUAGAACUGUCUAAACUAAAUGGAAUCGGUUUUCCUGUAGCCUUUAAUAAUGUACAGUCAAACCUGUAUAAAGCGGUCACCCUCGGUUAAGGGGUCACUUUCCAAAUUCGAGGGAAACACUUCUCUUAACCACUGUAAAAUUGUCCUUAAGUGGUCUCGGUCACCUUUUCCGAGGUCCCACAAGUUUUUUUUAAAUUUUCCUCACCUCUAUAAACAGUGGCACCCAACAACUGUUUUCUGUAAAAUAUCCGUUGGAAGGAGCAGAUAUUGCAUAGAAAUUUCUGUAGCAUAAGCCAGGCAAAAAAUUGUUGGAUAACCGGUCAUUCAUCUAAGCUAUUCAAAAGUUUUUUAUUAACUUCCCUUCGAUUCUCAAAUUUUAUUCUCAAGAUUUUGCUAUUAUAGGUAAAAAAAGGUCACCUGAAAAUGUCGGUAUGACGAAAAAGCGUCCCCUAAAUUUUCUAAUGAAUUUAUGGUUAUUCCGUGUCCUUGCAGUCUCGACAAGACCCGUUGGGAUAGCUAAAUCUUUUGAGAAGGCCAAAGUUCCCCUAAAAUUAGCAAAACGGACGUCUAAAGCAUAGAGAAAUCCAUUUUAGAGAUUUUUGACUUGCUUUUAAAGGUCCGUUCGUUGGGUGCCCCUGUAUAAAACAGUCACUUUGUCAAAAUUUACCAUACUAGCCUAUGCGAGUGCAAUGGAUAAACUUGGUAUGGUGUUCAGUGGUGUUUACUUCCUUUCUUUUACCACAAGAAGAGGUAGAAACACUGUGAGGUUAAAUUGUUGCAUGAUUGAUAUUGAUUUUUCGCUUUUUGACCAUCUUUAUUUUCUUGAUAACCUCUUAGGUUUGUCAAACCUGUUGUAAGUGGUCAUUUGGCCAUUCCUCAAGUGAAGGGUGACCAUUUAAUACAGGUUUGACGGUACUGUGAGUGGACACUAUUGGGGACUUGUUUAGGUGUCUUCCAUCUGACACAGGACUCAAAGCGAAUCUCAAGAUAGAAAAGUUUCAUCACUGACCUUUUAAUCUGUGGACAAAAUCCUUUGAUGUUACUACUCAAAUGAAGCCUUUUUAGCAGAACUUCUACAUACAUACGACUAUUUAUUUGUUCAGAUUUUCCAAAAAAUUUUUUUUUUCUCCACCAUUAGGGGUAAAAAGGGAAAGGGCGUGCUUAUUCGGCAGGAAGGGGACACUUUUUCGCCAUUUUAAGCAAAGAGAUGGGCACUUGUUACUUUAGGAAAUCAAAACAGAAUUAAAUUUUCUCACUAACAACAAUUAUUUUUUCCUGCUUCAGGUGUUGAGAUGGUUACACUCUAUGAAGAUGAAUUCCUUGCUGGGUUCAAGCCACUUAUCACAGCUAACAAGCCUCUCUGCAAAGUGCCUAAUUUAAAGUCUAAGGUACAUAUAGUGAACCAAUAAACAUUGGCAUCAUCCAUGUUUUAUAAAAUUCAAAUACAUGUAGAAAUCUUAGCCUUAACUUAACCCUUUAAGCCCUAAAAGUGAUCAGCAUGAAAUUUCUCCAUAUAAUAUCAAUGCUUAAGAAAACUGGGAAUAGGAGUCUAAUUGAUAUUUCUACAAAUUCUCCCCACUACUUCUAUUGAAAGAGUAUAGGGACAGUAAAUGAGAAUCUCAAUUUUGAUAUUAGGGUUUAAAGGGGCUGUGUCACUGUUGGCUAUGCACUUGAAAAUGACAAAGUCACAGCUUUGAUUGUGUCAAACAAAUAUGUCUCCCAAACAUUUUAUCAAAUGCUACAAACAACAAAAAUGAACUUAUAACAAGUUCAUAACAUGUUUACCAAAAAACUUAAUUGCAAUCUUUUUAAAUCUUCUUCAAGUUUGUCCUUCCAAUUUGCUCUGUUAUUUAUACCUUUCGUGUAGUUUUUUGAGCAGUUAUUUUUAUUUUUCACUCUAUCUGGUGGCAGUUCUCACUGUCCGAAUUUUGAAAAUUUCCUGACUUAGCCCCUUUAAGAUUUCCUAAACUUGAUGCAAACGUUACCAGAAAGAUCAUGAACGCUGUACUGUAGCAAAAUAGCAAAAUGGCAGACCUCCUGUUACUGAUUUUUAUUUAUUUAUUUAUUUUUUUUGAGAAUAUAUUUUAAAGGUUUUCUUUUGUUAAGAUUUGGGUAAGCUGGUAGUGAAAAUAUUAGUGAGUUUAAGCAGUGAUGUUUUUGAGCUAUGCCCUUCAACCGGAAGUGGACUUUUUGCACUCUUGAACAAUGACUAUGAACAAAUUUUUGAGAAAAUUGUCUCUCUGAGGGUAAAGACACUUAGCAUCAAGGGGUAUUAACCCUUUAGGUCCCAAGAGUGACUAACAUCAAUUUUCUCCUAACAACAUCAGCAGAUCAUCAAGAGUAAAGGUUAUGAGAAUUGCUUAAUUGAUUACCAAACGGAGAACGUUUUGAUCUUAAACCAAAUUCUCUCAGCUAUACGUAUAGGAAAUGUAUGGAGAUCAGACUGGAGAAUUUGUAUAUGGAUCUUGAGGCUUAAAGGGUUAAAAGGGAAAAGGACUCACUUCCGUUUGACGCGCAUUACUCCAAAACGUUGCUGCUUCAACUCCCUAUUAAGUAGCACUGAACUGUGUUUCUACCAGGACUUGGUUGAGGAUUAUCUCCGAAGUCAGUGUCUCAAGGAGUUUGCUGCUUUUCUGGUUUCUUUGGAAAAUCCCCCGUUGGAGUUUGAUGAUGAAAGCGGUGAAUUCUCAGCCGUGAUCAAAAGCACAAAAGUGUCACCAGUCAAGGAGAGUUCGGCUGUGGCAAUGAUUCACUUGGAUACAUCAGAGCAAGCUGAUCAAGAGGAACACGAGGUUUGUACAGAUUACACUCAAAGUACCCAGCAUUUGGAAAUGUCCUUAGUUAGUAAAGUCAACUCAAACCUUGCGGACACCUCGCUAUAACGGACACCCCAAUAAUACGCACGGCAGCUAAAUCCCUGGCAAAAACAAAGUACAGACGUUUGACUGAAAUAAACUCCUGCUAUUACGGACUCUCGCUUAUAAGGACACUAACUCAAGGUCCCUACAGUGUCCAUUAUUAAGGGAGUUGACUGUAAUCAGGAACAGUUACAUUACUGGAAGAAAGAAUGACCCAAGCUUAGCUCAGCCUCUCCUGAUUACUGGAAUCAAAUUCUGUUCUCAAAUUGGUGGUGAAAUCUUCCAUUUGAAUGAAGACCUCAUUUGAAAUACAGUCAAGCCCCAUUAGUAUCCAUAUUAACGGAAUGUCUGUAUUAAGCGGGUUCAAUUUAGAGAAAAUGUAAGGGCUUUCUUUCCCCAGGGACAAAGCAAACUGUCCGUAAUAAUGAGAUCUCUGUAUUAAGCGGGUGUCCAUAAAGCGGGGUUUGAAUGUAGCAGUGUUGAAUGGGUUUACAUAAUGAAUACUUACAUCAACCAAAUCUUCCAUGCUUAUCAUGCUGAAGGUACGUCAUCAAUCUGAUAGUGAUAUCUUAAAAAUUUGUCCAACCAGGAAUCUGAUGAUGAUGAUGAUGAUGUGAUUAUUGAAAGUGAAGAGGAACCGAUAGACUCAGGGUAAGAGUGUUUGUGAUUUAAGAGUUUCUAAGCAGUUUUGUGUAUGCGGAUAUGAUAUGGAAGGAAGGGUUGGAACAUUUUCAUUUUGGUAAUCAGUGGGGAUAUGAUAUGUGGGGGUUGGAACGUUGUUAUGUAGGAGUUUCCAAGUGCUUUAGACUUGCUACAAUUCAUCCUCCCAAGUUUCACCGAAAAAAGCCGUAAAUCAAGCUGAGAGUUGUUUCGAAAGUCUACAACUGAGCAGUUACGUGAGGAUAUGAUGUGGGAGUAGGGGCGUUGGAAUACUGUGAUUGAGGAGUUUCCAAACAGUGAUGUAUGGGGAUAUAAGGGGUGUGGGUUGGAACAUUUUGAUUUAGGAGUUUCCGAGCAGUAAACUGUGUGGAUAUGAUAUGUGGGCGAGGUGGGGGAGUAGGGGCUGGAACAUCAUAAUUCAGGAGUUUGGAACAUUAAAGGCACAAAUGUUAUAGACAAGUGUAGCAAUUGUUUUAGGGUAUUAAAACAAUAGCCACAUAGCCAUACUGGCGCUAGUGAUAGUGGUAAAUCACACUUACAUUUGUAACUUCAGCUGAUGUGCUUCUUGUCUCUCGUUCCUGUGUCAUACACUGUAAGCACAUGUACAACAUUCAGUCCCCAGGUUCACAUGUGAGUUGAUCUUUGCAAUACUCGGCGUUUUCUUUCGUUUGGUUUUUCAUGUUACUCCCUCUACCAAAAUAAGCAAAAACAAAAACUAACCCUCUGCGUUCCUCCAAAAACCUCACAUGAGGAUGAGGAAUACUGGGGCAACCACAUAUGUUUUCUCAGCCUGUAUCUUUUGAUUAACCUUUAACAAUUUGUUGUCGCAGGGAUGAGAUGGAAAGAGACUUAAAACAUCUCAAGGUGAGCCUUGGAUGAUUUAUUCUCUCGUUUGUUUCUUCUUGCCCCCUUCUCCCCCCUUUUUUUGUGCUUACUAGACUUCAUUUCGGUGGGAAACAUUUUUUGGGAUAACCUAUAGGAUCGUCGUGUUAGGUGGAAGGAAGUGCAAAUGGCACUGGGACAAGAUUCUCCUCGCCUGUUUGACUGGAUCGUGCUUAUUUGGGUAUGGUUCGAAAGAUCUCUUUCCCCUGCACAAGUUAAAUUUUAAAGUUGUCUUUGACCGUUAAAACCGAUGACGUCACAGGUGGUACAAGGGACGUGCAGUGGAUCCGCGCAGGCGGUUCAGGGGUGAAUAGGUUAAUUUGAUAAAGUAGUAAAGGAGAUAUUUAUUUUGUAGGCCAAAAAGGAUGCCCUUAGGAAACAAGUAGAAUUUCACAAGAAAAGAGAAGAUAAAGCAAAGGUAAGGUUCCAAAUGUGGCUUGCUUUGGUAAAACGUACACUAACCAGGCGUGGAUCUAGGAUAAAUACUGAUCGAUUCCCUGAACGAGCGUCGAAGGCGCAAUCUUCUAGGGGGGUCCAGGCGCAUGCCCCCCAUAAGAAAUUUUGCGAUUUUAACUCCCUACGCAAACUACUUUUUUAGAGGUACCACACCACUGCACUGCAUGACCAUUUCUGUUCUUCUGUUUGUCACAAGGGAAGGUAGCGAGUCUUUGCAGUUAAUUCUUCUUGUGAUUGACACUUCUUUUUACCUUUAUUACAUGAUUCAUGAUUUGGUGGGGACAUAAGGCCGCAAACCAACCCAUCAGCUGGCCAUUCCCCAUGGUAGGGCAAAAAAUGACGGUCAACAGGUUGCUGGUCAUGACGAAGGUCAAGUUAAUUUUUGCUCGGUCAUAACUCUUAAGACUCGUUUUUAUGGUAGAUAAUCUAAUUUUCAAUGUUCCUUUUAUGUUUUGAAUAUUCUUAUUUCAAACGAACCCCAAAUUGACUGGUCAUAUCUCCGAUGAGGCCUGCAUUGUUCAACGAUUGGAUCCUUGGUAUAAGAAUGACCAAUGACUGACGGUUUGACUGUUUAAUAUCAACAUUACCUCAGUCAAAAAUGAGUACCCUGCCAUUUUGUAAUAAACAAUCACUGGUCCCGAGGAAAAUAGUUAAUUUUGUUUCUCGAGGGACCUGUUAUGUAGGUGGAAAAUUUGAAGCUGGAAAUUCAUUAAACCCCGCUGUAAACGGCGGUCGUCGGUCAACAUUCGCGGGCAACGGUGCACUGUUACGCUCUGACGUCAUAGAUUUUUGCUAAUGUUACCCACUGAGAGAUUUUGUCAGGAAACAGUUUCAUUGUUGGAUGUCAUGUGACCUCGAAGUAACCAAUGAAAGCGCGCACUGUUGGGAAAAAAUUUCCAGCUAUAUAACAAUAACUAAUGUUUUCAACGUAGGCUGUUAUUGAGGAGCACAUCUCCAAGCCACGUUUGAUGUUUGAAAACUACCCAACAUAUCUUGUCGCUGAUACCAACUGCUUUGUGGAUCAUUUGGACGGACUCAAGGCCAUUGUAAGCUGUCAGGCUUUCACGCUUGUGGUGCCACUUAUUGGUAAGAAUGCAAUAUGAUUUAAACACAUUAUUUCACAAUUAUGGCAAAUUAAAUCAUUGUUUUGCCUUCAUGAUAGUCGGCUUUUAAUGCUUCGUAUCAAGGUAAAAGUUCUCUUUAAAUCUGCAGAUGCAAUCUAGCCGAAGAGGGCUAAUUUACAUAAAUAAAACUUGAGAAAAGUAAUAAGGUGUAUUAACGACAACAAAGUUUACUUGAGGCAUUUCAAACAACAGAUCCUUCUGAGAACUUAAAUUAGACAGAUUUAUUUCUAACACUCUGAAAAAAAUACCUUUUACUAAGUCCAGCUUCAUCUAUCCUUUUUCACCGCUGGGGCAAAAACAAUAAUAAUUAUAUGAUGACGAAUUCCAGCUCGGAGAUUAAAGGCGUAGAAAGAAAAAACAGCUUUCUUAUGAAGGGUAUGGCCGGGAUUUUUGCCCCCGGAUCUUUCUGGUUGAUUUUUUCUGAAAAACGCGGCAUAAACAAUUAUACCCUUAUAGAACGAGAGUAGAUGGGUAUUUAACAAUUAUUCCUCGAGCCGGAAUGGGCUCUGGGCCGAAUGGGCUAUUGACUCAGAGGCUGUGAGGGCGAGAGGAAUAAUUGUUUUAGUAAAAUCCAACUAGUUGGUCAAAAAUAUCGAGAAUAAAAAAAUUUUAGCUAGUUAAAGCUAGAUUUUAAUCCUUUUUUGCCGCCAAAAAGCCCGCGCUUUUCGCUACUUGGGGGCUAUAACAUAUAGCCUAGUAUUAGCUCAACCAAUCAGAACGCAGCACUGAUAAUAGCCCACUAGCUGGAUUUUACUAAAGACGUAUACCAGUUAGGCCGCAAUGUUUACGACUCCCCGUCUGGUCUAGCCUGCGUAGAAGGUGUUUUUUUUUGGGGGGUGGGGGGGGGGGGCAGGGAAAGAAAGGGAGAGAGGAUCUCUGCCUUUUUCCCCUUCACCCUCUCCCCCAUCUUUUUCUCGUUUGACUUCUGUUUAGCUUCCGCGCGGCUUUGUCUCUUACUUAACGAACCACAAACGAAAAACACACCAAAAUAAACCCAGGCUAUCUCUGGUCUUCGUCUACUAAUUACUAUCUACAAAAUUUCAUUUUCCAUCACUUACAAAUACUCAAAUUUGUCUCUUUUUAACCAUACCCCUCCCCGUUUUUCCUUAUUAAAACACGCUCUAAAAUUCAACCAAAUCAGGUGGAAUGAAUUCUUCGUGUGUUUAAAAAGGAAAACGUAACUAGGACCUCCUUAAGUCACAAAUGUGAAUUAAAGGACAAAUAACCCAAAGUAUGAAAGAAAACGAAGCAGUUUUUCUCUCCGUUUGUCGCUACUUACACGAAACAUGUUUCACACACAAAUUCCUCUCUCCCUCCGACUAAAAAGCACCGUUUUCAGUUUUAAUGAUGUACAAUUUUGCAAGAAACAUGCAAGCUAUUUGUCAUCAUGGUAUUUGUCAUCAUGGUUACGUAACGUUGAGGGUCUUGGUUCACAAAUACGUAAUACGUGAAGUAAAUACAAUAACAACACAUACAACGUACUUUAGCGACACGAUAACUAGCUUAUGAACGUGUUUGAUAAACGUAAUAAGAAUGAUGCUUGUAAGGAAAUAGAUUGUCAGUUGAAGAACGUGGCUUGAUUUGCUACUUACUUUUAUCUUGCAGUAAUAAAUGAACUCGAUGGUUUAAAGAAGGAUUUCCAGGUUGACAAAUAUGAUAAUCUUCAACAUGCCCAAUAUGUACUGGAGAAUGCCAGGUACGUUGAAAUGCUAGAAACAUGAAUAGUCAGGCUACCCAUUUAACGUUUUGUCACUGUCUCCAGGAAGACCAUUCUCUCGAUAAUUAUUUUGCCAAGAAUUCACUUGAAACUACAUCUUGGUGUUUUAGGAGCUGUCCGUGUAAAGGUUGAUUUCCACUAACACGUUUUUGGCAACGCACGUUAACGCACGUAAAUUUAAUCACGUAAAUAAAAUAGAGACACGAUAUAAAGUGUUCAGAUUAACCGUGAAGUUGAGCGAGGUUCAACUUUUACGCUUACGAACGACCAUUCAUCCAUUACCUCUAUUUUAUUUGCGAACUUAAAUUUUACACACGUACGCACGUAAAAAUUACGCGACAGUGGAAAUCAGCCCUAAGAUAAAUUUCCUUGAUCAACACCAACGUUUCUCUAAGAUUCGCUGAUCACAUUUUCGGGAUAAAGAGAGCUAUUUAUUAUUAUUAAUUAUUAAUAUUUAUUAUUACAACUGUUGCUUGAGUCUGAUUAUGAUACUUUUCACGUUUAAAGGAGUGCUGUUAAUUUUCUUGAGUGCGAGUUUAGUAAGAGAAACCCUCAAGUCAAAGCAGUGACAAGCAAAGGCUCUGAACUGGACACCAUAUCAUUCAGAAGCGAAGAUCCAUCAGGCAGAAAGGUUCGUAUGAGAUGUGUUGUUCAAUCGCGUGGGGGCACUUAAGGGAAAUUUGGGUAGAAGUGUGCUGCCGAGACCUUCAAUUCCUGCCCUGUUUAAAACAAGAGACUAGAUUUUAUCGCCCAGAUUCGUUUCGUUUUGGAUACUUAAUAAAGUUAUUUUUUAAUGAAGCAAUACCUUGGAAUUAGAUUUUUGGGGGGAAAAAAUUGUUCGGAUUACAAAAUUAACUGAAUGUGGAACGGUUAUCGCCAAAUUUCACACUCUUUUAAAGGCUUUUGGUCCAAAAACACCGCUAGAUAGUGAAAUCGCAUACCUGUUAGUGUUUAAUAUUUAAGACCCUAAAACCUUAUCCUAUUCAACGGCUCAUACCCGUCUUGGCCAAAUCUGUGGGUGCUCAAUAGAAUAAUUUUCGUAUGAUUGUGAAAUCAGUAUCUCCAGUCUUGGCGGUCUCGAUUUCUUUCAUCUAUGAAUAGUCGGAAGGGUCAAAACAAGCUUAAUGGUCAUUUGCUUCUUGAUGAAUACCCCAAAUGCGGGAAGAACUUUGAAAACAGAAAAUUGGUUGUGUAUAAAAUCACUAGCAGUCCUGAGGCAUAUUAUGACUUGCUUUUCUGUCAUCUUCAUCUUAGUCAUCAUCGUCAUCAUCAUUAUCGUUAUCAUCAUCACCGUUGUCAUCAUAAUCAACAACAUCAUUAAUCUUAGGAGCCCAUAAUGCUCCUGUCAAUUAACAUCAUCAUCAUCGAAAUAAUCACAACAUGACAUGACAUAACUAUUAAUGUGAAUUGACACUUAGCUGAAAAUCUUUUUUACAAUGACAAUCGUUUGCAAUCGUUAUUAUCAUCAUCGUUGUAUAAUCCAACACUCAAAUCUUUUUCCUGUGCAGGGUAAAGGCUGCAAUGAUGAUGUAAUUCUCUCCUGCUGUUUAUACUACUGUGAAGAGAACUUUGUCAAUAGACUAGCAACUGGUAAGUGAUCCCCCUCAUAAUGUGUUUCUAUGACUUAAGCUUUUGCCUAGUUUAUCCUUCUUAGAUUUUAGAUUUGACUACGACAAAACUAAAAUUAAACUCGGUAAAACUGAAGACUCAUUUCGUAACUCUUUUGAUAUUUAUCCGAACCAACUGGCCUUUAGAGCGAUAAACGAGGAAUAGCUUAUGUACUUAGACUUGUUCUCGUUUUAAACCUUUUCAAGUCAAGCAUCGGGGAGUCAGUUUUCUAGGUCCUUAUUUAUGUUGGUCAGUUUGACCUUUUCUUGUGAAUACCCGGCUCAAUAAGAGUUGUCUCUCUAGAUUAAUAUUUCCUUGCUAUGUUAUUCUCUCAUGAGUUUGUUUCCUUUCCCAGCAAACCAACCGAUAACAAUUCAGAGAAAAGUUGUGUUGUUGACAGAUGACAGGAACUUACGCUUAAAGGCGUACACCAGAAAUGUCCCCGUGUUAACGGUUCCACAGUUCAGGAAAAUGGCUAGGCUGUGAUAUAGUUCAUGAGCUUGCCCUUGCGGCGAGUAUGGCUUUCAUUUAUCAGCUUGGAGCUGGUAAAAGCGCUUCUAAGCCAUGGCUAAUGCUGGAAUUACAAACGUAAAUGAGAGAGUGCCACUAUGGUCGGCAGGCUUGGUGGUACCUAAAUGCUGUUGGUGUUAAAUCAACAUGAACGGAAAGGUGAAGCCUGAGAAAACAGCCGAUAUUUCGCGACACCACUACUGGUUUCCCUACGAAAUGACGUCUGAUAAACGAGCACAGAAAUUGAUUGGUUGAGGCGGCGCGACCAAUCAGAAGCGCUAGCAAGAUCAGGAUAGUGACACGUCUUUAGUAUGGAAUUUUUGCGCUCGUUCCCCAGACGUCAUUUCGCGGGGAACCAGUGGUGACGUCGCGUAGUGUUGGCUGUUUUAUCAGACUAGGAAAGGUGAAGAUGAAGCACAAUCGAUUCUUGAUGCUUUCAGUUUUCUUAUAAAACGGUCCGUUAUAUCUCUUGUUGAAGUUUAUCCUCCAUACCAGGGCUCAAAAAUAAGUCCCGUCCUCUCGUUCGGGACAGGUAGAGUUUGUUUCCCAAUGCGGGAGCAAGGUCCCAGGCAACCAAGCUUUGCAUGAUAAAGAACUAACACAAACAAGCAACUGGCUUUACCAAGCAAAAAAUUGAGAACUCCUUAUCCACAUCAUGUUGGUGUCAUUUAUUAAGAGUGUGUGAGAGCUAAUACACCUAUAUCAAUAACAUCUUUUAACUGAACUUUUUUUGAACUGGAAGAAAUUUUUAACCAGAAAAUUAUUGUCGGACCGAGUUGUUUCAACCUGCAUGUAUGGCUCAAGCGCCAGCUGGACGCAUGGUUCAUGAAUAGAAAUGCCGAAGAAACGAGAUUUCUUAACUUAGACUGCGAAUCUCUAGGUGGUAUAGGUAGGACGCGAAAAACAUAACUGGGUCAUAAUGUAGAGAACGGCCCAUUACAAGGCGUAUUCCAGCUGGGAGAAAUAACAUGAAAUGUUAUCCCUUUGUGUGUCAGCGGAAUUUAUCUCAUACUGGACACAACUUUUUCUAUAUCUCCGAGUGUAAAAGAAACUUAACUAUUCCUAUAGUGGCCAAAGGCUGGUAAACAGUAACAAUUUCUUAGGUGCUCCUAAAAGGACAGACGGUAAUUACCGUCAAGUCUGUAAGCAAACGAAAUUGUCGGGUUACGCCCUAGUCACCAAGCCUUUCAUUAGGUUUACGGUAAACAAUGUACAAUUGUAGCACCAUAUAUCCACUUACGCACGGAAUUGUAUUCUAUACAAACUUAUUACUCUUGACUUAAUGUACUUUGUACGCAUAGUUGUGUUGUGUAGAGACAAAGAAAUGAAAACCACUCAAGCGUUACUAAUCAAGAGGCAUUUUUUGAAGGUCAUCUCUCACUUCUCUAAUGUUUUACGAGUAGGUUAAACUUAAUCAUGCAAGGUAAUCUUAAUUUAUGCAGGGUACCC
Messenger RNA from Porites lobata, 22818 nucleotides. NCBI's taxonomy places the organism in Eukaryota, Metazoa, Cnidaria, Anthozoa, Scleractinia, Poritidae. The record is from the annotation of a GenBank genome assembly.